UUCAUUUCGUGUUACAGAGCGUGGAGAACGCACAGUUUUGCCAACAUUGCAAUAUUUAAUGUCAACGUCAAAUAUCAUCAGCUGUCAAAAAACUGACAGCAGGGUCGAUUGAUUUUUGUCGCAGUAUUCGUGUUUUCAAUAAAUUAUAAUUGCAUAGGUGCAUUUCAGUGGAAGUUUCGCUGGUCUCCAUGGACGUAUAGUAGUCCAGAAGUGGUUGAAACCUUUCUAUCAAUCCCCACGACUACUAGGCAGUCAUGCCGGGCACAAAUCUAAUAGUUCCUGUGGUCUUAUGGGGCAAGCAUGCCCCAACCCACUGUGUCUCAUCAGUAUACCUAUCCAGAGACCAGAAAACACUGGUCACUGGGUGCUAUGACGGUCAGAUAUGUAUCUGGCAGGUGGACCCUGACAGUUUGAAGAUGACCCCUCGAUGUUUGUUAGUCGGACACACUGCACCGGUCACUUGUUUGUCAAGAGCUUCUAUUAUUCAGGACAACAACUUUAUAGUGUCAUCGUCGGAAGCCGGUGAGAUGUGUACCUGGGACCUGGUGGACGGCAAAUGUAGGGAGAGUGUCAAACUGUCGCAGAUACACACCAAUAUACAGGCCUACCACAUGUGCAACAGUGAGGAUCUACGCCUCUUCUGCAACGGAUACUAUGCGGAGAUCCUGAUCAUGGAUCCCUUUUCUCUAGAGAUAUUGUUCUCUCUCAGUUCCAAGAUGAAUCCUGACUGGAUAUCAGCUUUACAUGUACUCCGUCCAUCUUCAAGAAAAGACGAUGUAGUAUUAGCUAUAUCUAUAACCGGUACAGUUAAGGUAUGGUCCCUUUUGGGGCACGAGAAUAAACAAUCGGAGCCUAUCUACGAAAACGAAUCGAAACAGAUCCGGUGCCUAAACGCACUCUCGUUAAACUGCUGUGCGUACAAUCAACGGACGGUGCUCAUUGUAUGCGCCAAGUAUUGCCAGAUUUAUGAUGCUGGUGACUUCUCAGUUCUAUGUUCGAUCCAAGCGCCACCUGGUGAGCGGUGGAUGUCGGGCGACUUUUUGGCGCCAGAUCGAGUGCUAGUAUGUUCCACGGAAGGCAAAGGAUACCUAUAUAAGCUGCCUGCCAACUCUGUACCGGAUCAUAAAGGAUUUCACGGUCCGACUGUCGACCAUGAUAGUCCAGUUUUAUUCGGGAUUUUGGCUCAUCCUGAUAAUAAGCUUCUAUCCUGUCCCCCUGCGAUGCGGUUUGUGAUCACUUCAGUGGGUGGUAAGCAGAGACGUCUGUUAUUGCGAGGAGAUUCAGCCGGGGUGGUCUCUGUGUGGAAUGUAGACGAUGCAGCCGUGCCUACUCCUAAUCAGAUGCCUUCGCACGCGCCAAUAGUGAUGACUAGUUUGGACAUUGCCUGGGAGGACAUGAACCCCAGUCCCGUCGGUAUACUCGAUCAACUGAAUCAUCCGGAGGAACAAGAAAUCAAGUUAACAGCGUCAAUAUACCUACUAGCGGCCAAUCGUUUGGUGGUAGGCAGAGAAGAUGGCUCUAUAGUCAUCGUGAAUGCAACUCAUACCGUGCAACUGCAACUCUUGCACGGCAACCAUCAGCAACUUGAUGAUUGGCCUCCACACCAGUUGUUAUUAGGACACAACGGUCGAGUCAAUUGUCUGUUGUACCCUCACCAUGUACACCAGAGAUACGACAAGUCCCAUCUAGUUUCUGGAGGUAUAGACUUCGCAGUGUGUCUAUGGGACCUGUUCAGUGGCGCCCUCUUACAUCGCUUCUGUGUACACGCGGGGGAGAUCACACAACUUAUUGUGCCGCCCCAUAAUUGUAGUCCUCGUAUUCAGAAGUGCAUCUGUUCAGUCGCUUCAGACCACAGCGUCACUUUACUCAGUCUGACAGAACGGAAAUGCGUGACGUUAGCGUCCCGUCAUCUAUUCCCCGUGUUGACAAUAAAAUGGCGGCCGGCGGAUGACUUCAUGGUGGUGGGCUGCAGUGAUGGAACUGUCUUCGUCUGGCAGAUGGAGACUGGACAUGUGGAUAGGGUACUACAUGGCAUGAUAGCGGAAGAGGUGCUAGCGGCCUGUGAUGAAGCGUUAGCUGAUGACCUCGGGGGGUCAUUGUCUACAGGUUCCAGUGAUGGGCUGGCUAACCCAGCUGUACACUUCUUCAGAGGCCUCCGCCAUCGCAACUUGACAGCAAUGCGCGCGGCCACCCAGCGCGGGCUGGCGGCCCUGCAACACAGCGGCCCGGCCGGCAGCGCCGGGCCGCUCGCCGAGCCCGCGCGGGCCCGUCGCGCGCAGCUCACCGUGCAGGGCUUCCGGAGCAAUCCUGCUGACCCCGAAAGUCACAUUCUGUUCUUCGACAUCGAGGGUCUGAUAGUGGAACUCCUCAGCGAGGAGUACUCCGCCAUGAGUCCUGCUAGUUUGGAGGCGGCCGGUCUAAUAACAAGCGAGUACAUGAAGGUGGCAGCCCUGACGCAGUCUGCCAGCCCUGACGCCACCAAGAGAAUAUCAGGUAUACUGGCUAAAAUGAAAGAGGGAGCUGAAACUAUGCAGACGAAGCUUCAGGCGAAGGCUGAGCAACUGAAAGGUCAUAUUGACAACAAAGGUAGGUGAUUUUUCAGGGAGAGGUCUUCAGUGAAAAUAUUUGUAGUGCAGCGCCGCGCUACCCUAGGAGGGAAAAUUUU
Messenger RNA from Spodoptera litura, 2665 nucleotides. RefSeq names its product WD repeat-containing protein Rbcn-3B (gene Rbcn-3B). Gene Ontology annotation, cellular component: cytoplasm. Gene Ontology annotation, molecular function: protein binding. The record is from RefSeq and is a predicted model, not a curated record. NCBI's taxonomy places the organism in Eukaryota, Metazoa, Arthropoda, Insecta, Lepidoptera, Noctuidae.